Messenger RNA from Rhododendron vialii, 1613 nucleotides. Its product is annotated as adenylate isopentenyltransferase 3, chloroplastic. The transcript has a single exon. The record is from RefSeq and is a predicted model, not a curated record. Lineage: Eukaryota; Viridiplantae; Streptophyta; Magnoliopsida; Ericales; Ericaceae. Gene Ontology annotation, cellular component: mitochondrion. Gene Ontology annotation, biological process: cytokinin biosynthetic process; tRNA modification. Gene Ontology annotation, molecular function: tRNA dimethylallyltransferase activity. Bases 424 to 1383 code for a protein of 319 amino acids.
UGAUCGAUCAGUGGAAGCUAGCUAGCUCCUGACUACAAAGCUUUUUGCUUCACAUAUUGUGCAUGACGUUCAUUUUAUCCUAGUUCAUUGCAAGCAAAGAAGAAGAAGAAAAGCUAUAUAUAGCGUGUGCCGUACACAAUCCAAACGAGGCCUAUAUAUGGAAUUCCCUCCACAACCAUCCAACCCAUUUCAUACAUAUCUCUACCAAAAGUGUGCAUGAUUUUCUUGAUCAUUCAUUAUUUUUAAUUUUCCCCCUUUGUUGAUGCUAUUUUGCUAAGUUCUAUCAUCUGCUUAUUCAUCGGCUCCUUAACGUCAGGUCACCAACCUCGUUAACCUUUUGACAGUACUUGGCACGUGUCCGCUCCUUGCAGAACCGAAUUUUUACUUUGGUGUGCGUUUUAGCUUAAUUUGUCUCUCUUCAAAAUGCCUAUGGUUAUGUGCAAACAAACACAUUUGCUCAACAUUCCGCCCGGUGGGGGCCUCAACCUCCAACUUCUCCGCCUGCCACCGCAGAAGGAGAAAGUUGUGGUGUUGAUGGGCGCCACGGGAACCGGAAAAUCCAAGCUCUCGAUCGACCUCGCCACCCGUUUCCAUGGGGAGAUAGUGAACUCCGACAAAAUCCAAGUCUACGAGGGACUCGACAUAGCCACAAACAAGAUCACCGAAGCAGAGAAGCGCGGGGUCCCACACCACCUUCUAGGCACAGUAAAUCCCAACUCCAACUUCACGGCCGCAAACUUCACCAAAUCCGCAUCUCUGGCAAUAAAAUCAAUCUCCAACCGGGAAAGGCUCCCGAUCAUCGCCGGUGGCUCCAACUCUUACAUCGAAGCCCUAGUCGAGAGCGAGAACUACGAAUGCUGUUUCCUCUGGGUGGACGUCUCCAUUCCCGUCCUCUGCUCCUUCGUGUCCGAUCGGGUCGAUCGGAUGGUGGAGGCCGGAAUGGUAGACGAGGUGAGGAAGACGUUCAAUCCCUCGUCAGACUACUCAAGAGGAAUAAAGACGGCGAUCGGGGUGCCCGAAUUCGAUCGGUACUUCCGAACGGAGGCUCUUUUGAACAAACAGGCGCGAGCUUAUCUGCUUCGAGAAGUGGUUGACGAGGUGAAGAGGAAUACGAGGAAACUGGUGCGCAGGCAAUUGGAAAACAUAUACAGGCUGAGGAAUGUGAAGGGGUGGAAACUGCACAGGCUUGACGCCACCCAAAUGUUCAGAAAACAGGGGAGAGAGGCGGAGGAGGCAUGGGAGAGGAUGGUGGCGGGGCCUAGCUUUGGGAUCGUGAGUCGUUUCCUUCAUAAUGUGGGGCCUGAGGGGUAUGGUAACACGGCAGCCGUUAAGUGGGCGGCGGGGGCGGCGAAGGGUAUGGCUAUGGCGGCGGCGGGACACUAGUUGUAUAGUGGAAGAUGGGUAUAAUUGGUCCACGUACGAGUGGACGGGUGAGAUUGAUCUACUAAUUUGGCUCAUACAUCUGAAUCAUAAGGAGGAGUUAUAGUGGAAUAUGAGAUUUGACAAUUUUAGGAUAUACUAGUAAUUUGUUGUUUUGUAUGAUAUGACACUAUGGUUUACUAACCAAUAGUAUCAUCCACUUGAAGCAUAAUAAUUAAAAUAAUGCGGCUUUU